Messenger RNA from Prorocentrum cordatum, 878 nucleotides. Lineage: Eukaryota; Dinophyceae; Prorocentrales; Prorocentraceae. The record is from the annotation of a GenBank genome assembly.
GGGCGCUCUCUACUGUCCUGCGCAAGUCGCGCUGGAAUGGCCGUGGGCGCGCCUUCUACCGCUGCGGCGCCAGGGGCUGCGGGGGGCGGGUCUACGUCAUGCAGCUGGCGCUGUUCAAGGAGAUGCGCCUGUUGCCGCGGCAGGCGCUGGCGAUGUUGAAAGAAUGCGCCCGCUCUAACCGCGUCGCGGCGCCCGGCCCCGGUGAUCUAGCGGCCCGCGCAGGCUGCGGCAAACGGCGCGCGGGGCAGUUCGUGAAGUUACGUCGCGCCACCGAGGCGAAGCAGGGUCUGCUGCUGAGUGGGAGGGGCAGGAUUGGUGGCGACGUGGGGUUGGGCGCUCACCAGGUCGCGAAGAUCUGCGUGUCGCCCGAGAACGAGUCCUACCAGCAUCUGAUUCAGAAAUGCGUCAAGAAGCCUCCGAGCUACUUCCAGCUGCGCGUGCAAGUCGCUGGCGCCAUCCAACGGGGCAUGGGCGAGCCGUGCCUAUCCUUCCUGCCGUUCUACAAGCUGGCCCCCCCGAAGGCGCGCCCGCCCCCCGAGUCGUGCCGGGGAGUCUUACAGACCGCCUUGCGCGACGGGGUCGCCCCGGAGUCCAACGUCCACGCCGACUGCAACAAGGCGCGGCCGAAGCUCGCGUCCACCAAGUGCAAGAAGAUGUCCAAGGUGCACCAGGUCUCACACAAGAAGAAUCAGUUCACCAAGGCCGUGCGCGGGAGGGGCUGCAAGUCGUCGACGAGCGGCGCCGCUGCGAGCUUCUCCAAGUUGGCUGGCACGCAGUGCGUCGAUAGGGCGUGGUGUGAGCUCGACAAGGCGAUCCCGAAGACUGCCGACAACAAGCGCUCUGGCGUGUUCGACGGCAGCAUUCGCGACCGCGCGUGA